UGUGGUUUUUAUCAUAGAAAUAAGGAUUAAGGGUUUUUAUGUUAUUACUGCUAUGGCUUUGUAAACAUUUGUUGAAAUUUUAAGGAAAUAUUCAACUUUUCCGGAAGAGAGUACAGUGAAAUUUAUAGUAGUAUACACAUUUAUAAUGACGUAGUAUUUACAAUGAUUUUUGUGGCAUUAUUAUUCGUGUUGUGGUUUGAUUGUGGUACUGUGUUUAGCCAUGGGGUUAUUAGUAGGGUGUCUGAUAGAGACGAUCUUAUUCCGCACCAUGAUAAAUGUCAACAGAUUACCGUGCCUUUUUGUAUGGACAUUCAAUAUAACACGACCAUUAUGCCCAAUUUACUAAACCAUCAAAAGCAGGACGAUGCCGGACUGGAAGUGCACCAAUUUUUUCCUCUUGUAAAAGUGCGUUGCAGUCCAGACUUGCAGUUCUUUUUGUGCUCUGUUUACGUCCCAGUUUGUACAAUCUUAGAAAGACCCAUUCCACCUUGUCGUUCUUUAUGUUUAAAUGCAAAAUCUGGCUGUGAAUCCAUCAUGGAAAAAUUUGGUUUUAAGUGGCCAGAAAAUUUGGAUUGUGCUCAGUAUCCAGAAGGACAAGAUAUAGAUGGUAUGAUGUGUGUGGGAGAAAACAAAACAGCUCCUGCCUCUUCCACUUAUUCACCCUUGGAUAGCUAUUCUUUAGGACCAAUAAGUUUUCAUCCAGACACUCCUUUUCAAGAUAUAUAUAAUGGUAGAGAUUAUGGAUUUGUUUGUCCAGUGCAGUUUAAGGUUCCAAAGAUGUUAGAAUAUUCACUGAAAGUAGGAGAUAAAGUAGAAAAAGAUUGUGGGGCUCCGUGCAAUAUGAUGUUCUUCAAUGAAAAUGAGCGCAAGUUUUCACAGGUAUGGGUUGGGACAUGGGCUGUCAUUUGCUCAAUUAGCUGUUUGUUCACUGUAUUAACUUUUCUAAUUGAUACUAAUAGAUUCAGAUAUCCAGAACGACCAAUUAUUUUCUUAUCUGUUUGUUAUUUGAUGGUUGCUCUGACGUACGUUGUGGGAUUUUUAGCAGGUGAUAGCAUUGCAUGCAGGGAACCAUUUCCUGCUCAAGUAGGCAUUCAGACAGUCAGCACCAUCACUCAGGGGACUAAACAUGAAAUGUGCACUAUUCUUUUCAUGGUUCUUUAUUUCUUCAGUAUGGCAUCUAGUAUUUGGUGGGUGGUGUUAACACUCACUUGGUUUCUAGCUGCUGGUCUAAAGUGGGGUCAUGAAGCAAUUGAGGCAAAUUCUCAAUAUUUUCACUUAGCAGCCUGGGCUGUGCCAGCUAUCAAGACAAUUACCAUUUUGGCAAUGGGCAAAGUUGAAGGAGAUAUUUUAAGUGGUGUUUGCUAUGUUGGUAUAUGGAAUGUGGAAGCUCUUAGAGGUUUUGUUUUAUCACCUUUGUGUGGCUAUCUUGUUUUGGGGACAAUAUUUCUCAUGGCUGGAUUUGUGUCAUUAUUUCGCAUCCGGACAGUAAUGAAACAUGAUGGCACUAAGACUGAUAAACUUGAAAAACUGAUGAUAAGAAUUGGGAUAUUCUCAGUGCUUUAUACGGUGCCAGCUCUCAUAGUUAUUGGAUGUCUUUUCUAUGAACAUACAUAUUUUGAUUCAUGGAUGCGUACAUGGAAUAAGUAAGCAAUACAUUUCUCAAAUAAGACAUUGUUUCCUAC
This is a messenger RNA of Agrilus planipennis (emerald ash borer), 1682 nucleotides long. Its product is annotated as frizzled-7. Gene Ontology annotation, cellular component: plasma membrane. NCBI's taxonomy places the organism in Eukaryota, Metazoa, Arthropoda, Insecta, Coleoptera, Buprestidae. The transcript is spliced from 3 exons. The coding region runs from base 163 to 1647 and encodes 494 amino acids. Gene Ontology annotation, biological process: non-canonical Wnt signaling pathway; canonical Wnt signaling pathway. Gene Ontology annotation, molecular function: Wnt receptor activity; Wnt-protein binding. The record is from RefSeq and is a predicted model, not a curated record.